AUGAUUAGACGAAUACUAGUCGACAGGAGGAAUAAUAUAUUGGAGUUAUACAAUCGGUUUGAACCAGAAAAAAAGAAUUUCACUAACAAAGUGAGGGCAAUACUGAAUGAGCUACCAUUUGAAGUGAAGUGCGUAGACUCUGAAAUUGUAAUUGAAAUUUGCAAGAGGUUGGGAAUAAAAUGGAAUGCUACUAAAUGGAAAAUAGAGGCAUUGAAAAAUCAUAAUAAAGUAACUUUAACAUUGCAUAAUAUUUUUAAACUGGACAGUAAAAAGGUAAAAACACCAAAUGACAAAGUAAUGUUAUAUGAAAAUAUUGGGCAGGUGUCUGUUGGUGAUGAUUUUUUUGUCAAGUUCUAG
Molecule: messenger RNA, 357 nt
Organism: Macrosiphum euphorbiae (potato aphid)
Lineage: Eukaryota; Metazoa; Arthropoda; Insecta; Hemiptera; Aphididae
Source: the annotation of a GenBank genome assembly